AUGAGCCAGCUGAAUCUCAAGAUAGAUUUGAAGAGUGUGAAAGAUGGGAUUCAGAAAGGGAUUCAGAAUGUGAUUACGAGUUUGGAAGUUGAGACUUUGGAUAAGAAAGUGAGAGAUGAUUUGAAGAGUUUGAGGGGGAAGAUUGAGGGGCUUGCGAAGGAUGUUGACAAGGACUCUAAUGUUCUUGUAAAAGAUGCUUUGGAAAAUCUUAAAAAACAAAAGGCAGAUAUAGAUAACCUAACCAGUUCAAGCGGAUCAAUUCAGAAGGCGGUGGAUGAUCUUGACAGUAAGUUUAAGCAGGAGAUUCAAAGUAAGCUUGAACAGAAAGUCACUGCAGUUGACUCGGCGAUUGGGACGCUUGGCGGGAAGUUUAGUGUAAAAGGCGAUCCAAAGAAACUUGAAGGUAUUUUCGGGCAUAUUAAAGGACAGGUUGGGGAUAUUCUGAACGGUGAUAAUGGCGAUAAAGGUUUGCAAGGCAUCGCUUCCGCAGUGAAGGUGUACGUCACGGCGGUUUUCGCAAAUAUGGGAAAUGAUAAGACAAUGGAUGACUGGCUACCUAAAAUUUUGGGGGACAAGGACAAUGCGGUGAAUGAUCCGGUUAAGCAACCAGUUAAGCGGUGGCUUGAGAAGUAUAUUAGCGGAAACUCGGCACAUUCAAUCAGUUCGUCUAACACUGCAGAGACAAUCUGUACAAUUAAGCACCAGAUUAAGACGAAGCUUAAGGAAGCCAAGGUGUAUGAGAAUGUUAAGUCACAGCACAAUGUCCAAGCAAAGGGCCAAGUUGCAACUGAUUUGGGACAGCUCAAAAACUUUCUGGAGGCAUACGCUAAGAAGCUUGAUGAGAAACUUCAGCCCGAGAGUGGUGGUAGUGACGCAAGUCAGUUCGUCGAUGGUUUAGUAAAGCAGGUUGGGAACACACACGGCCCAAAUACCAAAAACGAAUACCUCACAUUCAUCGUUGAAGCGAUACUUGUUGCCAUUUCCGCUAAGGCCAGGAGGGCCGGUGAGGAGAUUGAUUCCCUUCUUCUUAACGCCGGCAGGGUGGGCAACGGCACCAACGGUAAAAACAGCAUUGCAGAGGAAAUAGAUAAUGCUUUAAAGAUUGCAAAGACGCUUAACACUCAGUUUGAAGGGGCGACUACCAAGUCCGUCCCUUCUGUCCCACCAGGAGGCCAAAAGGAAAGCCUCGCCCAAGCCGUGGACAGUAAGUUGGAGGACGUGAAGACUUUUGUGAGUGGGAAGAAUGGUGAUGAUAAUAAUAUUACCAACAGGUUUGAGGAUAAUGUCAUACAUGAGCUUAAACAAGCGGUAGGAGGUCUUGAACCCGCCGUCACAGAAUUCAAUAACAAAGCUCAAGCACAGAUCAGGGCUGCGGCCAAUACGGCGAUUCAGAAGGCGGCUGAGCAAUUCCAGAUGGAUGGUAAUGGAAGGGAUAUUAGCGUGGAGAAAACGAUGCACAAAUUUCACCAAGCGUAUGAUUCCAUAAAAAAGAACUUAAAGUCGGACCUUGAACAGAAAGUUGAUGCGGAGUUGCCAAAUGCCGAAGGAACAAAUGCAAGUACUCAUGUGAAACUUGAUGAUACUAAAAAUUUCGGCAGUUAUAAUACAUACGUCACACAAAAUAACGAGGACCUUAAGAAGGGUGAGUUAAAAGGCGUUAAUUCCGAGGGAAAACUUCCAGCGGCGAUCGGGGACAUCAAGACUCUGGGUCUGGCGGCGCUUAAAAUCAUUGAUCCAAAAGGAAGUGGCCCACCAGAUCAGAAGAUUACCGAAGCAACCUUCACCGGUGCGUUCGACAAAAUUAAGACACAGCUUGAAGAUAUCAAGAAAUUGGUUGAUGAUGACGGCUUCUUUGGCAAGGACGAAAAAGGCGUCCAAAAGCUUCUGGGUAAGCUUAAAAGUGCGCUUGAUUCAGGAAUGUUGGAUGGAGCUCCAAAAGGUUUGGAUGAAAUUAUAAAGGCGAUUGACGGCCUGCAAAAAGGGCCGUUUCACCAACAACCCGCUGCAAUUGACUCAGCCAUCUCAGAAAUUAAGGGGGAGAUUGAUAUACUGAAAAUUAUACUGAAAAAUGAUAAUAAGAAUAAUGUCGGGACGAAUGGCGUAAUUGACGACUUGGACAAUUUAAAAUCAGUUGGCCUCGACGGCAAGAGUACCUGGAAGAACGGAGUCAGUGGUCUAGGGAAGAUCCAAGAUUACCUAGAAAAAGAUAAUGAGAAAUUGCCCGUGCAAACGGACAUCAUCGCUUACGCCAUACUUGACAUUCAGAGUGAGCUUGGGAAAAUAGGAAUAAGGUUAAAUCACCCCCUGGACUACAAUGACGUCAUAGACCUCUUGGGCCGCCUGGCGCAAAUGAUCGGCCAAAGCAAGCAGGGAUACAGGAGCAACCUGAAGGACAUUCAAUAUACGAUUGCAUGGCUGCAAAGGGAGCAAUUUACCAAUUGUCCCCAAAACAUCCGUGAAGCCAACUCAGCAAUCAAAGGAGAACUUGAAGCGCAGAUGAACACGUUGAACAGUGGUGUCAUUGCAACGCUGGGUGACUUGAAGGACAAGGGGCUGAGUGAACAGGCAAGUUGGAAGCCUAAUGGACAGAAAGAAGCAAAGGGUUUUGACCAUAUUAUUAGUGAACUUAACACUCAACAAGGCAUAUUGAAAGAUCAACAUCCGGCAAUCGGCGUUGGCGUCACCCAAAUCACCGGUGAGCUCACAAAGCUUCAGACGCAGUUGGAAAAGGAUGUCACCGAGAAGCUGAGAAAGCUGAAAGACCAUGGCCUUGAAAAAGGCGAACAACCAUGGAAUGAUAGUGAUUUCAAAACAGGCCUCACUCAAAUCACCGCAGAGAUCGAGAACAUAAAAACCACGGACGUUAAGGACGUGAGGGACAAACUCAACGAGCUGUGCACAGAAAUUCGUACCUUAGCGAGGGAGGCAAAAAGGGACUUGAAACAUCUGAAAAAAAUACAGGCUGGAAUAUGA
Messenger RNA from Babesia ovata, 2973 nucleotides. Its product is annotated as Extracellular matrix-binding ebh, putative. The record is from RefSeq and is a predicted model, not a curated record. The coding region runs from base 1 to 2973 and encodes 990 amino acids. The transcript is spliced from 2 exons. NCBI's taxonomy places the organism in Eukaryota, Apicomplexa, Aconoidasida, Piroplasmida, Babesiidae.